Messenger RNA from Ictidomys tridecemlineatus (thirteen-lined ground squirrel), 1689 nucleotides. The record is from RefSeq and is a predicted model, not a curated record. NCBI's taxonomy places the organism in Eukaryota, Metazoa, Chordata, Mammalia, Rodentia, Sciuridae.
UGGGCGGGUCUCAGUGGCCUCCAGCCCCAGAUGCAGUGCGCUGCCUGGCGCUGCCCAGGACCCCCAGAGCGCGUGAGCCGGAGCUGCAGGAUGGACCCAGUGGCCUUUGAGGACGUGGUCGUGGACUUCUCCCCCGAGGAGUGGGCCCUGCUGGACGGUGGUCAGAGGGACCUCUACAGGGACGUGAUGCUGGAGACCUUCAGGCACCUGGCCUCCGUGGAUGACGGCAGCCCGCGCAGGGGGCCCGCCCGGCCAGGAGCCUCGUUGUCCAACAAGCAGAAGAUCGCCAGGUUCAAAAGGAACGACACCUGGGCUUCCCUCUUGGGAGAGACUUGGGGACAGCACAGCAUCGAAAAGAGGGACAACAAACAGGGGCGACAUCUGAGAAUUCACUCGCUGAAGCGACUUUGUGCACGGGGUCAAAGGAAGGAGGGUGGCGGCUCCUCCUGCCAGACGCCCAGGAAACGCGCCCGGGCAGCUAGGCGCUACGAGUGCGGCGAGUGCAGGAAGGUCUUCACCCACUCGUCCUCCCUCCAGAGGCACCGGAGAAUCCACACGGGGCAGAAGCUGCACAGGUGUGACCAGUGCGGCAAGGCCUUCAGCCGCCCCUCGUACCUGCGGACGCACGUCAAGACCCACAGCGGGGAGAAGCCCUAUGCGUGCAGGUUCUGUGGGAAGACCUUCCUCCGUUCCUACUCUCUCACCGAGCACAUCCGGACCCACACCGGGGAGAAGCCCUUCGAGUGUGAGCAGUGUGGGAAACCCUUCAGCUGCCCCAAGUCCUUCCGCGUCCACGUGAUGAUGCACAAGGGAGGGAAGCCCUUCGAGUGUGAGCAGUGUGGGAAGGCCUACAGCUGCCCCAAGUCCUUCCGCGUGCACAUGAUCAUGCACACCGGGGAGAAACCCUACGAGUGCAAGCAGUGUGGGAAGUCCUACUGCUGGCUCACGUCCUUUCAGAGACACGUGAGAAUUCACAACGGAGAAAAACCCUACAAAUGUGAAAAGUGUGGGAAAGCCUUCGGUUGGCCUUCAUCCCUGCACAAACACGUCAGGAUGCACACGAAAAAGAAGUCAGUGAGUGCCGGCAGGACGGGAGCCCCUUCGGGGGGCUCCUGUCCCUCCACCAGUGUGAUCAUGCAGAACGGAAAGCGACUCUACAGAUGUGACAAGUGUGGGAAAGCUCUGGGCUGGGCCUCUUCCUUGCGCAGACACCUGAGGAAGCACGCUGCAGAGAGCGCGGCGAGUGUGAGCGUGAGUGUGAGCAGCGCAGAAAAGCCCCCCAGGGGCCCUCAGCCUUCCGAAAACGCAGCGCAGCUGGAAGAGAAGCCCUACAGAUGUGAAAAAUGUGGGAAAGGUUUCAGUUGUGCCAAAUCCUUCCAAGGUCACAUGAGAAGUCGCCAUGGAAAGAAACCCUAUAAAUGUAAGUAGUACGUAAAAAACAAAAACAAAAACCAAAAAAACCUGUGCAAAUUAAGUCAUCUAUAAAGGUCCAGAAAAUUUACCCCAGGAGAGAAAUCUUAUUGAUAAAUAGGGCCUCGCCUUGGCCAAUACCUCAUCCUAAAAGUGAAACCCUAUCAAAUGGAUUUCCAGUUUUCCUGCAAAUAAACACUGGGGUGAGACUUCUCUAAGUGCUCUUUCAUUUAUAGAACAUAAAAUCUCAAUAGAGUAGUUUUUCCUAUAAAUUCAGUU